AUGGGGACUACCGGUGACGACAUGGCUUCGGUGGAGCAGAAUGCCUCCUUGAACCCUCUGUGCUUCGAGUGUGGCCAGCAGCACUGGACAAGGGAGAACCACCUCUACAACUACCAGAACGAAGUGGACGACGACUUGGUCUGCCACAUUUGCCUUCAACCCUUGUUGCAGCCAUUGGACACUCCCUGUGGACACACUUUCUGCUACAAGUGCCUAAGGAACUUUCUGCAGGAGAAGGAUUUCUGCCCGCUGGAUCGCAAAAGACUCCAUUUUAAACUCUGCAAAAAAUCCAGCAUUCUUGUUCAUAAACUGUUAGACAAGCUAUUUGUUUUGUGCCCCUUCUCUUCCGUGUGUCAGGAAGUCAUGCAGCGAUGUGACCUGGCGGCACAUCUCAAAAACAGGUGUCCGGGGGCUUCUCAUCGGAGGGUUGCUCUGGAGAGAAGGAAAACCAGCAAGCUGCAAGCAGAAGCCGAGGGCGAGAGCGGUCCCAGUCCCAGUGGGAUGGAGCAGCCAAGCAGUUUAUCUCCGGACGCCGAUCAGGGAAUAGUGCCUGCCGAGCAGAGCUUCCCCUCGCCCGCCCUUCCCGCGUGGACAGACGAGCCUGGCAUCGACAACUUGCCUUUUGAGGAGAGCACGGUAGCAGACACAAAUCAACAGCCACCUACCCUGCCUGAAGGAGAGAUCACUACUAUUGAAAUUCAUCGAUCCAAUCCUUAUAUCGAAUUAGGAAUUAGCAUAGUGGGUGGCAAUGAAACGCCUUUGAUCAACAUUGUCAUUCAAGAGGUUUAUCGAGAUGGGGUCAUUGCCAGAGAUGGAAGACUUCUUGCUGGAGACCAAAUACUUCAAGUCAACAGCUUUGACAUAAGCAACGUGUCACACAACCACGCUCGAGCCGUGCUUUCCCAGCCUUGCUCGGUCCUGCACCUGACGGUGCUGAGCCGCACGCACAACCACGCCGACACCGCCGGCUCCUUGCGGGAAGACAGCUUUCAGGUGACGCUGCAUAAACGCGACUCCAGCGAGCAGCUUGGCAUUAAACUUGUACGCAGAACAGAUGAACCAGGCGUUUUUAUUCUCGACCUUUUGGAAGGAGGGUUGGCUGCUCAGGACGGCAGGCUCUGCAGCAACGAUCGCGUUCUUGCAAUUAAUGGACAUGACUUGAAGCAUGGGACACCUGAGCUUGCUGCUCAGGUUAUACAGGCUAGUGGGGAGAGAGUGAAUUUGAUCAUCUCUAGACCCCUGAAGUCACAGACGGUCAGUAUUAUCCGAGACACCGGGACUCACAACAGCAACCCACACCAACACCAGUCCCAGCAGCUGUUUCACAGCAGACCCAACUCGCAUAAGGAUCUCUCCCAGUGUGUUACAUGCCAAGAAAAGCACAUUACUGUGAAAAAAGAACCACAUGAAUCUCUGGGAAUGACAGUGGCAGGAGGCAGAGGCAGCAAAAGUGGCGAACUGCCCAUCUUCGUGACAAGCGUACAGCCUCACGGGUGUUUGGCAAGAGACGGCAGGAUUAAACGAGGUGAUGUGCUGCUGAACAUCAACGGCAUUGAUUUGACUAACCUCAGUCACAGCGAGGCGGUGGCCAUGCUGAAAGCUAGUGCUGCCUCUUCGGUAGUCGCCCUGAAAGCCCUGGAAGUCCAGAUUGUAGAGGAACAGCCCCAGGCUAAUGAAGAACAAUUGAGUACCAUCAGUGAAAAUGAAUACGAUGCCAGCUGGUCACCGUCGUGGGUCAUGUGGCUGGGACUUCCAAGCUGCCUACAUAGCUGCCAUGACGUGGUGCUGCGGCGGAGCAAUUUAGGGAGCUGGGGUUUCAGCAUCGUCGGUGGCUAUGAGGAGAACCACACGAACCAGCCUUUCUUCAUUAAAACAAUUGUUCUUGGAACUCCCGCGUACUUUGAUGGAAGAUUAAAGUGCGGUGAUAUGAUUGUUGCUGUAAACGGGCUAUCCACGGUUGGAAUGAGCCAUUCUGCACUCGUUCCCAUGCUGAAGGAGCAGAGGAACAAAGUAACUUUAACUGUGAUUUGCUGGCCUGGAAGCCUCAUAUAGAUUUGCAAAUCGCUUUGGUUCAAGCGGUGUCUUUUUCUAGAUAGCUGGCACAAAAAUCUCCUCUAUCUUAUUUUCACUGUUGAUACAGCUGGUUAUAAGCAGGGCCAAAACUGCUGUGUUUUCUUUUUUACGGGCCUCUCAGAAUUACUCUAUAUAUCUUUCCAUCCUGAAAUAGCCAUUUCUGUUUGCUAUAUCUAUUGCUGAUGCAAAUGCAAAUAUACAUGAGCUCACA
Cariama cristata (Red-legged seriema) is the source of this 2284-nucleotide messenger RNA. Its product is annotated as ligand of Numb protein X 2-like. NCBI's taxonomy places the organism in Eukaryota, Metazoa, Chordata, Aves, Cariamiformes, Cariamidae. The record is from RefSeq and is a predicted model, not a curated record. Gene Ontology annotation, molecular function: protein binding; ubiquitin-protein transferase activity.